Messenger RNA from Phasianus colchicus (ring-necked pheasant), 4054 nucleotides. It is a transcript of the gene TACR2, whose product is annotated as tachykinin receptor 2. Gene Ontology annotation, molecular function: substance K receptor activity. Gene Ontology annotation, cellular component: plasma membrane; sperm midpiece. Lineage: Eukaryota; Metazoa; Chordata; Aves; Galliformes; Phasianidae. Gene Ontology annotation, biological process: G protein-coupled receptor signaling pathway; positive regulation of flagellated sperm motility. The record is from RefSeq and is a predicted model, not a curated record.
CUGCCCGGUGCAGGCAGCGGCAGAGCAGCUCGGAAUGUAUAACACCAAUAAUAUAGAACAAUCAUUCCGAGUAUUCCUUGCCUAAGUUAUCGCCAAUUUCGAAUGCCUCUGACACCUCGUCCCGUUGGCAUCACUCACAGCUGGAUGUCCCUCGGCAUCACCCCUGGUUAAUAAAUCAUGACUUUGGUUGCCCUAUCCCAGCACAUUCCCUUGUUUUCGUGCUCCAGUUUUGGCAAACAUAACCUCAGAGCAGGACGUGCUGGAUGGGGACGCUGCAUGAUAGCAUCAUCCAUUUGUCCACUGGUGUUACUCUGGGGUUUCUAUAAGGAAGCCAUAUGAAAAUAGUUGAAUAACCCUCUGUUGUCUAAAUCCCAGGCUUUGCCUCGACACCAAAACAACACCUUUCUGGACACAACUAAUAGAGGUCAGCAGUAAAUGGCCUUCCUCUCAAAGCUGAGGCCAACGUGCAAUACAGUGAAAGCCUCCACCAGCUCUCUGUGUUAUCGUUCCAAAACACAAAAUGUACCUUGUUCACACUCGUUGACCUUCCAGCCCCACAUCUUUUGUUUGCAUCUCUCACCCUUUGCUCAGGCCUCUAUUACUCUGAUAGAAAAAGCAACAAUGACAGCAGCCAAACCCAACCCCUGCCUUAGGUUGCCCUUUCCCUGCUGUGUCCCCAGCAACAUUGCAGGAACAGAUUUUGCUCACGGCCAUGGGCAAGCGUGAAUUCUCAAGGAAGCUGCCUUUGCAAAAAUCACUCCAGUUUGGAAGUGAAAAGGCCAAGAGUGCAUGCUCCCAGCCAGCCGGGUGCCAGGCCGAUGGCCUUGUCACAGCAAUGCCAGCCAGCAUGUAAGGGCGAUGGGUGGAAGUGAGUUCAAAUCCCUGUUGACAGCAUGACACGCAUGAAACACAUCUUGCUUCCAGCAGAGCAGGCAUGAGCUGUUGCCAAACAGCCUUUGAAACCUCAGCCUUGCCAUGCUGCUUGUAUUUAUGUAGUUUGCUCCAGCUCUGACAGUGAGCAGAGCUGUGCUCACUCAACCCAGACUUCUCACACACUUUUCUGCACCAGCUGGAAGUGGGGCUGAAUUUUCAGUAGCUGGAAAGAUUUCUGGUGGAUUUCUUCAGAUGGACUCUGAAAACCAGCAUCCCCCUGAAGUUCAGAUCUGGUUGUGGCAAUAGGCACUUCAUGCACCAACAGGACGUGCUGCUUCUAUUUGCAUAAAUUAAAUCAUACUCCAUCUAUUAAACAUUGACGGCUGAGUCAUGUUGCAUUGCACAGUCGCCAUUCAGUGAAAAGUAUCAAAAUGCUGAUAAGCUGACAGAUCGCUGCAGAGGGCAACUUGCUCAACUCUCGUUGAGUAUCAUUUCCUUUUUGCUGCAGGAGUUCCCACGAAGGCCCUGGAUACACAGGGACCACAGCAAUGCAGCCACCCUUGAUCUCAGCCUCAAAACGCUGAUACAGCAGCACUUCCAUUUCAGAGAUUAUUCCCAAACAAACAGAGGGAGGAAAAGAACUUUAAGCACCACUUCGCUACAUUUCAUUUGAUGCCAACUUGGUUGUUUAGCUUUUGCCUGUGAGACUCCACCUACUUUCCGAGUCCCCUUAAACCGCAUACAACAUCUAUCCCAGUGCAGCUCCUGCCCAGCACACCAGCAGAGCCGCGUCCCCGCAGUGCUGCGGAGCAGUUGGGCACCCGGCGCCUCCAAAAACCACCACCACACAAUGGGAUUCCCAUUGGAUUGGAAGGAUUUGUGGCUUGAUACAUCUAUCAGUAUCUCCUUGGCCCUCCAAUAAUCUAAAGGAAGAGAUUGCCUGGCACCGACUUGGGAAAUACCCCUCUUCCUAUUUUAAAGGAAAAAGGAGCGCAAGUGGGAAGAGUUCUUCUCUUGGUUCCGCUCUCCGCACGCAGGUUACAAUGCCAGGCAGGGAGGAGGGCCUCGCUAUCGAUCAUCUCCUCCUGGCACUCUGCUGCCUCACUCAGAAAACAAGAGGAGAGGACAUGAGACACCUCAUCCCAACGUGUUUUUAACGGCCCUUGAACCAUUGGAUUGAGGAUUCAUAACACCAACACUGACUGCAAGAAAGCACGCAGAUGCCGGAUGAUUUUGUUCUGUGCUUAGCUGGAAAGAAAAGAUGAGCACCUUUCCCAUUUCAAACACCAGCAACAUUUCACAGGCCGACUACCUCGAGGACGAUGACAACUGGACAGCAGUCACCCAGUUCACCCAGCCAGGAUGGCAGAUCGCCCUGUGGGCCAUCACCUAUUCCUUCAUCGUUAUCGCCUCCAUCAUCGGCAACGUCACCGUCAUCUGGAUUAUCCUGGCGCACAGGAGAAUGAGGACUGCCACCAACUACUUCAUCGUUAAUUUGGCCCUUUCUGAUUUGCUGAUGUCCGCUUUCAAUACCAUCUUCAAUUUUAUCUACGCCAGCCACAACGUCUGGUAUUUCGGCGAGGAAUUCUGCAGGUUUCAGAACUGGUUCCCCAUCACCGCAAUGUUUGUGAGCAUUUACUCCAUGACGGCCGUGGCAGCGGAGAGGUAUGUGGCAAUAAUUCAUCCCUUCAAGCCCAGGCUUUCUGCUGGAAACACCAGGGUUAUCAUUGGGAUAAUCUGGCUGGUGGCCUUUGGGCUCGCCUUCCCACAGUGCUUCUAUGCUGAGAUCAUGAUGGACAACGGGACAACAAAGUGCAUCGUUGUCUGGCCGGAUGACGUUGGGUCAAAGCACCAGCUCACGUAUCACAUUGCCGUGAUCGUGUUGAUUUAUUUACUGCCUUUAAUGGUGAUGUUUGUUACAUACAGCAUUAUAGGAAUUACUCUGUGGAGCAGCGCGGUUCCAGGCAACCAUGUUAAUCGAGUCCGAUACAAACAUCAAGUCAACGCCAAAAAAAAGUUUGUGAAGACCAUGGUGGUGGUCGUGAUCAUUUUUGCUGUCUGCUGGCUGCCCUAUCACAUAUACUUCAUCCUGGGGAGUUUCAAGGAAGACAUCUACCAGCAGAAGUAUAUUCAGCAGGUUUAUCUCACCAUCUUUCUGCUUGCCAUGAGCUCAACAAUGUACAACCCUAUCAUCUACUGUUGUCUCAACCAAAGGUUUCGUUCUGGUUUCAAAUUAGCAUUCCGGUGGUGUCCAUGCAUAAAAGCAACUGAGAAAGACAAGCUUAAACUCACAGCCCCAUCUCUCUGUCAGUCGACCCGCAGAAAGGCAAGAAGAUCAAGUUCCAACACUGAAACUCAAUUCAAUGAGAAAGAGAAGACCUCUCUUACCCUCACCCAGCAAACUCUUUGAUUUCUUCUGAAAAGCCUGCCCAGAACUGUUCUGAAUUCUGGGGUUUUCAGGCCUGCCACUUCCAUUCUCACCAAUUAGAAGUGAGAAAUGGUUCCCUAAAGAGUUAUCUUUGCAUGGAUUUCUAUAAGCUUGUACCAAAAUAUGAUGUAAUUUUCCUGUUAAACUGUGCUCAGGUGACUCCUCCACCUUCAACUCCUUCAUUGUGGCACCCAGUUGGGGACUGGCUCUCUGCGGAGUCACAGACAGGGUUGGUUGAGCCUGUGAGCUCCUGUCCCUGAGGAAGGUGCUCAGCAAUACCUGCUGUGGGCAGCUCCUUAGCCGCCACAUUGAGCAGCCAGGUUUGCAGCACAUGGUGUGACACAUGGGUGUGCAAUAGCCAUGGCAUCUCUGAGCUUUAUACUCUGAGGCUGCCUGUACCACAACCUCAGCAGCCCUGCCAGGUCCCCAUCACAGAAGCCCCUUUGUUGUCCCCUUCUAGACUUACCCAUUUCUGUCAUCACCGUCUUCCCUCCUCAGAUACUAAAAUAAAGGCUGAAAUGUGUCAUCUUCAAAGCCUGAGAUACGUGCACGUAUGCAAAACAGAAGCUGAAAUACAAAAGUGAUAUAUAAUGUGACACAGUAUUUUAUACCAUGUUAAUAAGUAGCACCUUGCAAUCCCCUUCACCCUUCAUGAUAGGUUUGCAUGUAGCAUUACAGAGCCAUACCUUGGCAUGCAGGAAGAUCCUACAACAUCAACAAGAUCCAAUUAUUUCAAAUUGGUCUAGAGGUUGU